Messenger RNA from Megalops cyprinoides (Indo-Pacific tarpon), 1499 nucleotides. It is a transcript of the gene gdpd3a, whose product is annotated as glycerophosphodiester phosphodiesterase domain containing 3a. Gene Ontology annotation, biological process: glycerophospholipid catabolic process. Gene Ontology annotation, molecular function: phosphatidylcholine lysophospholipase A1 activity; phosphoric diester hydrolase activity. Bases 197 to 1159 code for a protein of 320 amino acids. Gene Ontology annotation, cellular component: endoplasmic reticulum membrane. The record is from RefSeq and is a predicted model, not a curated record. The transcript has 10 exons. NCBI's taxonomy places the organism in Eukaryota, Metazoa, Chordata, Actinopteri, Elopiformes, Megalopidae.
UUGAAUUUUUGAAUUCAACAAGGUCCUGAAAGUAUUUCUGAGGAACUUGCUUCUAUCUUUCAAUUUAUUUACAGUAUUGGUGUUCACAGAUUGAAGAUUAGGCAAAGUGUUGUAGUUUAACCUAAUCUCAGAGCACAGGAUUAGACAGGUGUUUUGUCACAGCUCAACGGCUGUGUGGUGUCCAGGUUGGCGUGUUAUGGCUAGUUACCUGUACUACCUCCUCCCAGCACUGGGGGGUUAUACCCUCACGUCAAUCUAUCUCCUGAAGAACCCACACAUCCUGCACAAGAAGAAAUGUCUGGCGUUCUACUGUACCCACAUCUCUCACAGAGGAGGGUCUGGAGAGAGGAUAGAAAGCACAUUGGAGGCAUUUGCACAUGCAGUAGAGCAAGGCACAGAAAUGCUGGAGCUGGACUGUCACCUGACCCGCGAUGGGCAGGUGAUAGUGUCACAUGACGAGAACCUUUUGCGUCAGACUGGACAUGAUGUCACGAUUUCGUCACUAAAUCUGGAGGAAUUACCUUUAUAUAAAGAAAGGCUGGAGGUCACUUUUAAUGCAGGCCACUACAGCACAGGAAAGGAUAGGCGUUUUGCUCUGCUAGAAGACGUCUUUCAGAAAUUCCCCAAAAUACCCAUUAACAUUGAGAUCAAAGAGGACAAUGGCAUGCUGAUUAAAAAGGUGUCUUCACUUGUGAAGCAGUAUGACAGAGAGGAUAUCACAGUGUGGGCCAGUGUCAAGUCUAACAUCAUGAAGAAAUGUCGCAAAGAGAAUCCCUCCAUGCCCUAUAUGUUCUCGAAGAGCAGAGGUAUGCAGUUACUCCUGCUGUACUACAGUGGCUUGCUUCCCUUUGUGCCACUGGGAGAGAGCUUCCUGCAGUUUUAUCUGCCCCAGAUCAUCAACCGGACAUUUAUUCCCUCAUCUCCUAUUCUGAGGAACAGAUUUGUUAUCUCUAUAAUUGACAAGCUAACUAUGAGGAAAGGUCUGUUCAAACACUUGGCCGACCGAGGAAUUCAGGUACACCUCUUCGUCUGUAACGAGGAGCGAGAUAUUGAGGCAGCGAUCGCAGUGGGGGCCACAGGAGUCAUGACUGACUAUCCCACCCUCCUUUCACACUACCUUUCCACACACUCACCCACUACCCCUGCUUGCAGCCAAUAAGCAGUACUUAUGGGCCAUUCCAUGCCAGGUGUAUGAGCCUGGGAGCCUGUCCAUCUCAGAUUUUGCAAAAAAAAAAAGUGGUAAAAGGUAACCAAAAUUAAAAUACUGACCUUUGCUUGAAAAAUCACCCUGGGCUCAGAGUUAACUCCACCAUCGUGAAUAGCACCUCAUUUGACCUAUAAUGCUUUGUGUUUUCCAGAUAAAGUGUGGAGUGUGGAGUUCCUGUCUUCAGGGUUACUCCCUAAAUUAAAAGAGAUUGCAACAGGUCAACUAAAUAUUUUUAUUCCAAAUUCAGACCUUCUAAACAUUAAAUGUAAGUAUUCCUAAAGAUAUGCUACCC